Salvelinus sp. IW2-2015 is the source of this 2280-nucleotide messenger RNA. It is a transcript of the gene olfcu1, whose product is annotated as olfactory receptor C family, u1. Gene Ontology annotation, molecular function: G protein-coupled receptor activity. Lineage: Eukaryota; Metazoa; Chordata; Actinopteri; Salmoniformes; Salmonidae. The record is from RefSeq and is a predicted model, not a curated record. Gene Ontology annotation, biological process: G protein-coupled receptor signaling pathway. Gene Ontology annotation, cellular component: plasma membrane. Bases 1 to 2280 code for a protein of 759 amino acids. The transcript has 8 exons.
AUGAUGACCAUGGUGUUUGCGGUGGAUGAGAUUAACCGUAACUCAACCUUACUGCCAGGUGUGAGGCUCGGCUACAGAAUCCUGGACAGCUGUGACCACGUCCACACCAGCCUGAGAGGGGCGCUCUCCGUGGUCACUGGGAAGAGGACUGAGGAGCACAUAGAGGAGGGGGUGGAGGAGAGGAUGCCUGGGUGCCUGGCUGGAGCCCCUGUACCUGCUGUUGUCGGUCUAGCCUCCUCCACCCCUACAGGGGCUGUGGCUCACACCCUGGGCCCCUUCAACAUCCCAUUGGUGAGCUACUUUGCGACCUGUACCUGUCUGACAGAUAAACUCUCCUACCCCUCGUUCCUGCGGACUGUGCCCAGUGACCUGUUCCAGGUUCGGGGUUUAGUCCAGUUGGUGAGCCACUUCGGCUGGCGCUGGGUUGGCAUCCUGGGCACCUCGGACGACUACAGUCGCUAUGGCAUCCAGGCCUUUACCCAGCAGCUGAAGGACCAGGGAGGCUGCCUGGCGUUCCACCUCACCAUCCCCAAUUCUCCCUCCCCAGCUGGGCUACGUGCCAUGGCCGACACCCUGCAGAGCUCCAGGGCUCGCGUGGUGGUAGCCUUCGCUACAGAGGGCCAGCUGCUGGAGUUUCUCUCUGAGGGCACCCUGGGCUUCUCCUUCCCAGGAGUCAGUAUCCCUGGCCUGGGGGACUUCCUGCUGAAGGUCAGGCCCUCGCCCACACCGGGGUCUGAGUUCAUCAAUAUGUUCUGGGAAGAACUGUUUGGCUGCAAGUUGGAUUUUGGGGCGGGCAGCGGCUCCAAGGGUUCCGGGCUGACUGCUAUAUGUACUGGUUCAGAAGACCUGAGGGACACAGAGAGCAGCUACUCUGACGUGUCUCGGGUCAGGAUCUCCUAUAACGUGUAUAAGGCAGUGUAUGCUAUAGCCCACGCACUACACCAGCUGCUACAGUGUGACUCUACUGGACACGGACAAGCUCAGGACAAGUGCAACACCAGCACAUAUUUUACACCCAGACAGCUCUUACACCACCUGAAGAGGGUGAAUUUCACCAAUCAGUUUGGGGAGAAGGUGCAUUUUGAUGCCAACGGGGAGCCAGUUCCCCUCUAUGACAUUAUUAACUGGCAGAAGGUCAGCAGUGGAGAUAUCAAGUUCCAGAAGGUGGGAAGCUAUGACGGCUCUGCACCCCUCAGCCAACAAUUGCAGAUUGACGAGAGCGCCAUCGUGUGGAUAGGAGGGCAAUCACAGGUGCCAGUGUCUCUGUGCAGUGCCCCCUGCCCUCCUGGCAGCAGACAGGCCCGUCGUCCAGGAGAGCCUCCCUGCUGCUUCGACUGCCUGCCCUGUGCAGCUGGGGAGAUCAGCAACCAGACAGGUUCCAUAGACUGUACUAGAUGUCCUGAGUUCUACUGGUCAGACAGAGACAAGGUGAAGUGCGUCGCUGGGAUAGAAGACUUCCUGUCCUUCUAUGACACCAUGGGCAUCAUCCUGGUGUCACUCUCCCUGCUGGGUGUUGUCUCGACAACCACCGUCACAGCCAUCUUCCACCGUUUCCGGGCCACGCCCGUUGUCAAGGCCAACAACUCAGAGCUGAGCUUCCUGCUUCUCCUGUCACUCAAGCUUUGCUUCUUGUGCUCGCUGCUGUUCAUUGGACGUCCCUCUGCGUGGUCGUGUGGGUUCCGCCAGGCAGCGUUUGGGGUUAGCUUCGUGCUCUGCCUCUCCUGCCUCCUGGUCAAGACCAUCGUAGUGCUGCUGGCCUUCAGGGCCACUGUACCAGGCUCCAGUGCCCUGAUGAAACUGUUCGGACCUUCCCAGCAGAGGACACUGAUUCUCUGCUCCACCGCACCUCAGGUGUGUCUCUGUGCUGGCUGGCUCUCCAUGGCUCCUUCCAUCCCGUUCAGGAACUCUUCGUACCAGGGUCUGACUGGCAUGGUAGUGCUGGAGUGUAAGGAGCCCUGGCCCCCAGGGUUCUAUUUGGUGCUGGGCUACAUCGGCUUGCUGGCCUCUCUCUGUCUCCUCUUAGCCUUCCUGGGACGCAAACUUCCUGACACCUUCAACGAGGCCAAGCUCAUCACCUUCAGCAUGCUGAUCUUCUGUGCCGUAUGGAUCUCCUUCGUCCCUGCCUACGUCAGCUCUCCUGGGAAGUACACUGUAGCUGUGGAGAUAUUCGCCAUCUUAGCCUCUAGUUUUGGACUGCUGCUGUGCAUCUUUGCCCCUAAAUGUUACAUCAUCUUACUGAGACCAGAGAGGAACACUAAGAAAACACUAAGAAAGGGAUGA